Molecule: messenger RNA, 579 nt
Organism: Dracunculus medinensis (Guinea worm)
Lineage: Eukaryota; Metazoa; Nematoda; Chromadorea; Rhabditida; Dracunculidae
Source: the annotation of a GenBank genome assembly
AUGGAAGAUGAAGGGACGAGCGAUGAGACUUUUUUCGAAUAUGAUAAGCAAAUGGAAACAAAAAGCCUGGAUGAAAUCGAAAGUGAGGUGGAUUCGAUGAAUUCGUCUUUGUGGACCGUGUCCCCAAGCAAAGUUCAGGAUCUAAAUCAGGAUGCUGGAACACUGCUAAAACGAUUAGAAAAUCAAACAGUUGAAGCAUUUGAAGAGCUCGCUGUGAUGAUUGACAAGCAUCGCUUAUACAUCGACGAGAAAGAAAAAAACAAAAAAAGUGCUCUUGAUUUAUGGAAAAGGGUUCCAGCGGUGCGUCGUCGCCUUCAUAACAUCGAAGAACGCCUUCUCGACAUACGUGCUUACGAAGAGAACUUCAAUCGAAUCCUGCAAAUGGAUCGGAUUCGAAAUUUUUUGAAUAAUAUUGCCGAGAAACUUCGAAAAUUGUACGAAUAUUAUUUUUUAACCGACAAUUCAUUAAUGGGAAUUGAAGCGAAAUUCGAUGAAAUUCGGAAAUCCCUCGAUGCAAAAAAAGUAUCGCUUGUCACCAAAAAGCCGAACUCAAAAUGCUUCUGGAUCUUCUGCAUUUAA